AUGGCCGCGCGGGACUCGGGCAAGGCGGCGGGGGGAGGCGGAAAGGGGCGCGGGAAGAGCGCGGGGGAGGGUGAGGGCGGCGAGGGGGAGUGGUGGCGGGAGCCGCUGUGGCAGGGCGCGAUGAUCGUGGGGGGCGCGGCGGUGGUGGUGGGGCUGGGAGUGAAGUACCUGAUGGGGGGGAAGGGGGAGGAAGGCGCGCAGACGCACAAGGGGAAAGGGAAGGCAAAGGUGAGGCGGCACGUGCAGGCGCUGGUGGUGGAUCCGGACAUGACAGUCAAGGUGCACAAAGGCGACACGCUGUGGGGCCUGGCGCACAAGUACCAGGUGCCAGUGGAUGCGCUGCGCAGUGCGAAUCCCGAGGUGCGGGGCGACCAGGUGCUGGCGGGGUCGCGCCUCUACAUCCCCAACGUCAUCAGCGACGAGGAGUUUGACGUGCGCUCCAACGAGGAGUAG
This is a messenger RNA of Closterium sp. Naga37s-1, 453 nucleotides long. NCBI's taxonomy places the organism in Eukaryota, Viridiplantae, Streptophyta, Zygnematophyceae, Desmidiales, Closteriaceae. The record is from the annotation of a GenBank genome assembly.